This is a messenger RNA of Eruca vesicaria subsp. sativa (arugula), 1171 nucleotides long. NCBI's taxonomy places the organism in Eukaryota, Viridiplantae, Streptophyta, Magnoliopsida, Brassicales, Brassicaceae. The record is from the annotation of a GenBank genome assembly.
AUGUCUCAGCUUUUAGUUCGAAUGGCUAAGCUCUCAUCAUCAUCAUCAUCACAGAGGCUCUGUUCCAGAGAAUUGCGGCGGUUUUCCACGACCGCAACAACAACGCCGUAUCUGCUUUUCAAGCAGAACAACUACAGGAGGGUGGGGAGUGAAACUGUAGUCGACUUGAACUUGUACGAUCCGAGUAAAGACGAACGAGUGAAGAUCCACGACUUGACUUUUCUGGAGGAGCUCACAGCUUCAUCAAUGAGGAUAGGAUCUUCGAGGGGAUGGGUGUGUGUGAAGAACAGCGACGACUCCACAGUGCGUAUCACCAAUAUCUUCAACCCUUGUGCACCAUUUUCUUCACACAAUGUUAUCUCACUGCCUCCACUCGAUGACACUAGAGUUCGAGUUGUUUCAAGUAUGGCUCUCUCAGCCUCCCCAGAGCAGCAAGACUGUGUAGUGGCCUUCAAGUCUCGCAAACUUGUCAGUUUGUGUCGGCCAGGUGACUCUGUUUGGACACAUAUCGAGGUCCCUUUCGUGGCCUCAUCAGAGAUUAUGUAUUCCACCAAGGAUUGUAAGUUCUAUCUCAACAGAAGGGAGAGUGAUGAGGAGGGUCCGAUCGAUCUCAUCAACAAUUCUUCUUCUAGCUUAGAUAAGUUUCCUCAGGUGAGUCUGUACCAAAGAUUCCCCAACUCUGACAUACCCAAGAGUAUAAAGGAUCAGGUUACCUCUACUAUCAUGUCUCAGUAUGUGGUCGAGUCACCUUCUUGCGACUCCUCCUUCAUUGUUUAUUGGUGUAACGAGUACUUGAACCAGAAGGAAAAAUGGGAGUCUACACGCCAAAAGGGACCUCCUUAUAAACCUUCCCACUUCAGGACAAACCCAAAGGGGUUUGUGGUGUUUAGGCAAGACGCUGAGCAGAGGAUGGGUUCUUACACUGAAGACAUUGGUGAUCUCUGCAUCUUCUUAAGCAGGGGUGUGGCGUUUUGUGUCUCUGCAACACAGUAUCCAGGACUAAAACCUAAUUCCAUCUACUAUGCAAGCUUUCAGACGGGGUUUGGUUUCUACGACCUCUCCUCCAACACUCUCCACGAGGUCAUCGAUGAGGACCCUUUGUCCAGCUUCUACCAGUGGCUUGCCCCCCUCUCCAAUGAAUGAAUAAUCAGCAGCUUUUAUUAUAUUCUUU